This is a messenger RNA of Alosa sapidissima (American shad), 4645 nucleotides long. RefSeq names its product RAS p21 protein activator 2 (gene rasa2). NCBI's taxonomy places the organism in Eukaryota, Metazoa, Chordata, Actinopteri, Clupeiformes, Clupeidae. The transcript has 25 exons. Bases 70 to 2637 code for a protein of 855 amino acids. Gene Ontology annotation, biological process: regulation of GTPase activity; intracellular signal transduction. The record is from RefSeq and is a predicted model, not a curated record.
UUGCAUUCAUAAACGGAUGUGAUAGUUAAGUAUUGAAUGUACUGUACAGAUAUAGACAGAACUUGAACCAUGGCGGAAGAAGACGACACGAAAAUUCGGAUUUUACAAAGUCUACGGGGAAAGAUCUGUGAAGCAAAGAACCUAGGUCCAAGCUCGGGGCCCACGCGAUUGCGUGACGUCUCCACCUUCUGCACCAUCAGCCUGGACCAAGAGGAGGUGUUCCGCACAAAAGUGUUCGAGAAAACCUUAAGCCCGUUCUAUGGAGAGGACUUUUACUUUGAAAUCCCUCGGCCAUUUCAGUGUCUUUCCUUCUAUGUGUACUCCAAGAGCGUUUUUCAAAGGGAUCUGCCAGUAGGUAAAGUGUCGAUAAGGAAAGAAGAUCUCUGUAAGAUCAGUGGCAGGGAGAACUGGUUCACCCUACAGCCCGUGGAUCCCAACUCCCAGGUCCAGGGGAAGGUGCAUUUGGAGAUGAGGCUGAAUGAGCUGAUAACAGAGAAUGGUUCGCUCGGUCAGCAGUUGUCAGUUCGGAUUAUCGCGUGCCAGGGCUUGCCUCUAAUCAGCGGACAGAACUGCGACCCAUAUGCCACCGUCGCCCUCGUUGGCCCCGCCAGGUCUGACCAGAAGAAAACAAAAGUUAAGAAGAAAACAAGUGACCCCCAGUUUGAGGAGACAUUUUACUUCGAGGUCACACGCUCCAGCAACUACAAGAAGUCGCAGUUCCCGGUGGAAGAGGAGGACAUUGAGAAGUUGGCCAUCAAGGUCGAUCUGUGGAACAAUGGGAAUCUGGCACAGGACGUGUUUCUGGGGGAGACGCGGGUGUCACUGAAGAUCCUGAAAAAUGACCACGUCCAUCGAGCCUGGUACCUGCUCCUGCCCAAGGGGAAUGGCAACAAGACCAAGGUGGACGACCUGGGCUCGCUGCGGCUCAAUGUCACCUACACGGAGGACACGGUGCUGCCCUCUGCCUGUUACGCCUCGCUGCGCACUCUGCUGAUGAAGUCGCCCGACGUCAAGACUAAUUGUGAAUGUGCAAUGGCACUACAACUCCCAUGUGUAGGAGCAUGUGCCGUAUAUGAGAAUGCUUUCACACCGGGCAGAAGUAACACAGUAUGUCCCAUCUCUGCGUCUGCAGCCCAUAUCCUGGGUGACGUGUGUCGUGAUCAGAACGAGGCCAUGCUGCCUGUGGUUCGCCUGCUGCUGCAUCACAACCGCCUGCUGCCCUUUGUGUCCGCCAUCGCCGAGCUGGAGCUCGAACACACACAGGAAGCCAACACCAUUUUCCGGGGAAACACUCUGGCCACCCGCUGUAUUGACGACAUGAUGAAGAUUGUGGGCCGAAGCUACCUGAUGGUCACUCUGAAGUCAGUACUGGAUGAGAUUUGUGACUCCAAUAAGUCGUGUGAGAUUGAUCCCAUCAAGUUAAAAGAGGGCGACAAUGUGGAGGCUAACAAGGAGAAUCUCCAGGGUUAUGUCCAGAAGGUCUUCUCUUCCAUCACCCAGUCUAGUGCCAGCUGCCCGCCGUUAAUGUGUGACGUCUUCAGGUCCCUCCGGCAGAUGGCAUCCAAACGCUUCCCUGCGGACCCUCAUGUCCAGUACUCGGCGGUCAGUAGCUUUGUGUUCCUGCGGUUCUUUGCUGUGGCUGUCCUCACUCCACACACGUUUCAGCUGCGGCCUCAUCAUCCUGACCCUGAGAUCUCCCGCACACUGACCCUCAUCUCCAAGACCAUACAGACACUGGGCAGCUGGGGCAGCCUGUCAAAAACCAAGCUGUCGAGCUUCAAGGAGACCUACAUGUAUGACUUCUUUAAAUCAUUCCAAGAAGAUCAGUGUAUAGAGAAAGUGAAAAAGUUCUUAGAUGACAUCUCCUCCAAUGUGAGCAAGGAGUCCAGUGGGCUGGAGGAUUCGCUGGUCCUUAAGGAGGGGGAAGUGCACAAGCGAGCACAGGGAAGGAAGCGGCUGGGAAAGAAGAACUUCAAGAAGCGCUGGCUCCGCGUGACCAACCGGGAGCUGUCCUAUCACAAGCAUCGAGGGAAGGAGGCCUUGUUUGUGAUUUCAGUCAAGAGCAUCCUGGGAGUGGAGAAGGUGGACGAGAGUGCCUUCAACCGCAAAAACAUGUUCCAGGUGAUCCACUCAGAGAAGCCUCUAUACGUGCAGGCUGGGAACUGCGUGGAGGCGAGCGAGUGGAUCGAGAUGCUGAGCCAGGUGAGCCGCUGCAACCCGGAGCGCCUGAGCACCUACCACCCGUCGGCCUACGUCACCGGCACCUGGCUCUGCUGCCGCGCCACCAGUGAGAACCAGCCUGGCUGCAAGCCCUGCACCAUGAGCAUGCCGGUCAACAUUCAGCUGGACAUUGACUGUGACCGUGAGACGGAGCGAAUCUUCUCCAUGCUCACCGCCAACCUGACCAAGCUGCAGAAGAUGGAAGACGCCUGUGCCAGUCUUUCUGUGUACCUGGGCCAGCAGAAGGAGCAGGAGGAGUACUCGCUCUUCACCAUACAGGACCCCAAGGAGACGUUCGGCACCAUCCAGCACAUCCGCACCGUGCUGGAUGAACUGCAGGCCCACCACGACACACACGGGGCCCUCGCCGACGAGCCCGGCUCCAUGGAGAACCCUAUAGUGGGGAAGACGUCCUAACGGUGUCUGUGGACAGUGAAAGAGAACAUGGUCUGCACUGAGACCUCCACACCAGCAGGGGAGGCUGCUCGUCCACACACAGACGAGGUGGAGUCGCAGCAAGGGACGAGAGUGAGGACCACAGCACCUCACCACUCUUGCCUCACUUGCCCCCCCACCACCACCACCCACCACAAUGCCAAGUCUUGGCCAAUCAAUUGAGGCUGUGUUGAUCAGCUGACCUGUCAUCAUCCUAUCACCAAUCAAGGGCUUGGGUUUGGUUGAUGAUUUUUUUAUAUUCAUUUUCUUUCCCAUUUUAGACAAUUGAACAAGCUAAAAUGUUUCCCACUAGUGCCUCGAUCCAGCUAUCAAUGGCCAACUCUCUUAUCAGAGAAUGCUCUCCUGCGGUGGAGAGCAGAGCCUGUUGGUUUUGGACACAUUCUAUGUGCUGUGAACAUGCGGGAGAGAAAAGAAAAGUGACAGACAUCACUCGGGUCAGUCAGUCUGUGUGAUGAAGGCUGCUAAAUCUCAACUGUUUUUUUUUUUGUUUUUUUCUUCAGUUUGUCUUUUGGAAAAAUCUCACCUUCUGAGCAAUCAUCGAGACCUCAGCUCUCCGGUCACCUCUCCUUCAGGGCCUUGAUAUCUCGGGUACUGCACUCAGAGAGAGCAUUCCUCCAUAUCGGCCAUUCCUCUGUCCCUAAACACUCUCUCUUUCUUUUCUGCUCUGUACUUCUCUGUUGUCUCUCUAUUGCUCUAUUCACUUUCUCUCUUUCUAUUCUCUCUCUCUCUCUCUAUGAGGAUGCCGUUGGUCUGCCUUAAGUUCUGGUUGGAUGUAUUCCCCUGCUCCAGCCUCCUCUGGCUUAGGGAAUUAUGCUCAAGCACUUUAGACAUUUGGAACGUUCCAGAUGAAAUCAUUUAGAUACGUGGUAUCAACCUGCUCCCUCUACGGAUCAGUUUUAAUGAUCAUCAGUCGCUUGUGUAAGUCUUGUAUAUUGACAUUUGUACGUCUGUAGAUUUUUUUUUUUUUUUUAAAGAAUGAAAUAUUAGCUAUUUUUCUUAUGCCAAAGAUGACCAUUUCGUGGGGUUGACAACUUGAGAAAAAGAUUUUAAAGUGUAUUUUAAAUACCGACAUUCUGAAGAAAAAAGAUUAUCCAUAUCCAGUGAUGUGCUCCAUUCUUGUGUUUAUUUGUAAAUCCUUAUUUUUACAUAAACAUGUUUUUUUGUUCAGUGAACUGUCAUUCAUAACAGAGCUGAAUCAUUAAUCUGGCCUUCAUGUCUUCAAAUCAUGUUUUUUUUUUUUUGUUUGUUUGUUUGGUUGUUUAUUAAAGAAUGGCUUCAAAGGUUCCUUUUACACUCCCAGGUAAAUAUAUGAAUAAUAAGGUGUGGUGUGAGAACAGCAUGUGACAUGGCUCUGGUAGACAGCAAAGAUUCUAGAACGGAGCUCCACUCUAGAAUCUUUUGUAGACAGUACUAUGAUGUCAUAACCCUGCCAGUCACACCUUUUUAGGGUUCUGAUUGGUCCUGUUGUCACCUUCUGCAUGGAAACUCAACUGAACUCAACUUCCUUUUUUUGGAAUCAAACUCAAAAUGUCAGUUAAACACAGUUAAAUCUAGUGACUUUGCCUUUUUAAGAAAAAAGAAAAAAUGUGUCUGUUGUCUUAUACAGUUCUAUUUUUACACUCUUUGAUCAUUUCAUCCGCACCCAUCGACUGGUCUAGUUUUACUAUUGAUGAGUGGCAGAAAUAUGUAUCAAAGUGGAAUAAGUCGUGUACCACACCAUAGCACAGGGUCUAUAAUGCUUCUCCCAUGUUGUUGCUUGAGGCGGAAAAAAAAGUCUGGUCCAUCAACUAUUUCUGUGUGCUUCUUCAUUGUAUUUAAUGUUUUUUUUUUGUUUGUUUAGAUGUCUUAUUUUUUUUCUUUUCUUUUUAGAAGAUCUGUAUGUUUUAACACACACUGUGAGCUGAUCACUUUGUAAAACGUGUUACUUUGAUGGUACCUUUUUUAAGUGAAUAAAUAAUUUUAACACUCA